AUGCCAGCCAAUGCCGAUCAACAUGCCACUAACAGCGCCGAAACCACCGGUGACGCCCGUACGACCCGAACCAUCACCUUACCACCAUUUAUGGAAAGUGAACCCGAAUUUUGGUUCGACAUGUUGGAAAUGAGGUUUGAUGCUGCCCACCUAGACGAUCCUGUAGAGCGUUUUAUACAGACUUUCGCCGCACUAAGCCCUAGCGUGUCUCUAUUGGCAAAAGACCUUAUAAAGCCGCCAAUAAACAGUGAAUCGUAUUCACGUUUGAAGGAGAGAGUGGUAAGUCGCCUUACUUUAUCACACGAACAUCGGAUACGGCAACUUCUGGAAACAGAAACUAUAGGUGACGACAAACCGUCAGUAUUCCUAUGGCGUCUACAAAGUCUGGCAGGCCCUGAUGUACCCGAGCCGCUUCUGCAAACGAUUUGGGAGAGCCGUUUGCCUUCUGAUGUUCGUAUGCAUGUUAGCAUGGAUCCCAAUGUGCCACUUUCUAAGGCAGCGGAAACCGGUGAUCGCGCCUUUGACAUCAUCAAAGCCUCGAAUUCGAGGGCAGUGAGCGCCAGCUUACCAAAUAGUAUGGACAUGAUGGGUCGUAUUCUUGAAAGGCUAAUCCGGGUCGAAGAGAAGUUGGCAUCACAGCAAAUUAACCAGCUGGACGUUAGAAAUGAUCUAUCGAGGAGACGCGAUAAUCGACGUGGGAGAUCCCGUUCGCGAACAAGAAGUCCCAGUAGACCGAGAGAUGCUAACGGGGUGUGUUGGUAUCAUUGGAAGUUUGCCGAAAAUGCAAGAAAGUGCAAGCAGCCGUGCACGUACCACAGCGCGGGAAACGCCUCGGGCACUCGUUAA
Messenger RNA from Aethina tumida (small hive beetle), 846 nucleotides. RefSeq lists its product as uncharacterized. Lineage: Eukaryota; Metazoa; Arthropoda; Insecta; Coleoptera; Nitidulidae. Bases 1 to 846 code for a protein of 281 amino acids. The record is from RefSeq and is a predicted model, not a curated record. The transcript has a single exon.